This is a messenger RNA of Juglans regia (Persian walnut), 2633 nucleotides long. Its product is annotated as glucose-6-phosphate isomerase 1, chloroplastic. NCBI's taxonomy places the organism in Eukaryota, Viridiplantae, Streptophyta, Magnoliopsida, Fagales, Juglandaceae. Gene Ontology annotation, cellular component: cytosol. The coding region runs from base 163 to 2040 and encodes 625 amino acids. Gene Ontology annotation, molecular function: carbohydrate derivative binding; glucose-6-phosphate isomerase activity; monosaccharide binding. The transcript is spliced from 14 exons. Gene Ontology annotation, biological process: gluconeogenesis; glycolytic process; glucose 6-phosphate metabolic process. The record is from RefSeq and is a predicted model, not a curated record.
ACCAGAAGACAACCUUCACAACACACCAAACCAGCACGUAGGAACCAUUUUUGUUCAUAAAGAGUCGAGGAAAAGAAAAAAAACAACCGAACAAACGCAGACAUGAAGGAUUUGUAACAUAAACCUCUCAGCAUCGUGAUCAUCUCUCAUUCCGAUCCAAGUAUGGCUUCUAUCUCAGGCAUUUUCUCCUCUUCCCCUACUCUCAAGUCCCAAAAACCCCUCCUCAAACCCACGAAUUCUCUCCGUCGAGACUCGUUCACAUUCCCCACCCGUUCCAGACUCUUCGAUCGGAGCUUCAGUCUCGGAUCAACUCAUUCCGUUGCUCGGGAGAUCUCGGCCGAGUUGUCGAAGACCGAUGAUGGGGUUCUGAAGGAGGCAAAGAAGAAGAAGGGGCUGGAGAAAGAUCCUCGGGCGCUGUGGGACAGAUACGUGGACUGGUUUUACCAGCAUAAGGAUCUGGGCUUGUUCCUGGACGUGAGUCGGGUCGGUUUCACCGGCGAGUUUGUGGCGGAGAUGGAGCCCCGCUUCCAGGCCGCGUUCCAGGCUAUGGAGGAGUUGGAGAAGGGCGCGAUUGCCAACCCGGACGAGGGGCGAAUGGUUGGCCACUAUUGGCUGAGGAAUUCCCAGCUCGCUCCCAACUCCUUCUUGAGGUCGCAGAUUGACAAGACGCUUGACGCUGUUUGCAAGUUUGCAGACGACGUCAUCAGCGGUAAGAUUAAGCCCCCCCCAUCUUCAGCAGAAGGUCGCUUUACUCAAAUUCUCUCUGUUGGGAUUGGAGGUUCAGCUCUUGGACCACAGUUUGUUGCAGAGGCAUUAGCUCCUGAUAAUCCUCCUCUGAAGAUAAGGUUCAUUGACAAUACGGAUCCAGCAGGAAUUGAUCAUCAGAUUGCACAGCUUGGCUCUGAGCUGGCAUCAACACUUGUAAUAGUGAUUUCAAAGAGUGGAGGCACUCCUGAAACUAGAAAUGGUUUACUGGAAGUACAGAAGGCUUUUCGUGAAGCUGGCCUGGAAUUUGCAAAACAGGGUGUUGCUGUAACACAAGAAAAUUCAUUGUUAGACAACACUGCAAGAAUUGAGGGCUGGUUAGCUAGAUUCCCUAUGUUUGACUGGGUGGGUGGUAGAACAUCUGAAAUGUCCGCAGUUGGUCUGCUUCCAGCAGCACUUCAGGGAAUUGACAUAAGAGAAAUGCUUUCUGGAGCAUCAUUAAUGGAUGAAGCGAAUAGAAUCACGGUGGUCAGGAAUAAUCCUGCAGCAUUGCUAGCUUUAUGCUGGUAUUGGGCUUCUGAUGGGAUAGGAUCAAAGGAUAUGGUUGUUCUUCCUUACAAGGACAGCCUAUUGUUAUUCAGUCGAUAUUUGCAGCAGCUGGUCAUGGAAUCUCUUGGGAAGGAGUUUGACUUGGAUGGUAAUAGGGUGAAUCAAGGGCUUACUGUCUAUGGGAAUAAAGGGAGCACAGACCAGCAUGCUUACAUUCAACAGCUGAGAGAAGGUGUGCACAAUUUCUUUGCAACGUUCAUUGAGGUGCUUCGUGAUAGACCCCCUGGUCAUGAUUGGGAGCUUGAACCAGGUGUCACAUGUGGCGACUACCUCUUUGGCAUGCUACAGGGGACUAGGUCAGCUUUGUAUGCUAAUGACCGUGAGUCUGUUACAGUCACUGUACAAGAAGUGACACCUAGAUCUGUGGGUGCACUUAUAGCACUUUAUGAGCGAGCAGUUGGGAUAUAUGCCUCACUUGUCCACAUUAAUGCAUACCAUCAACCUGGUGUGGAAGCCGGGAAAAAGGCAGCGGGAGAAGUAUUAGCCCUUCAGAAGCGUGUUUUGGCAGUACUCAAUGAGGCCAGUUGUAAAGAGCCUGUAGAGCCGUUGACCCUGGAUGAAGUUGCUGACCGUUGCCACGCUCCUGGAGAUAUCGAAAUGAUCUACAAGAUUAUUGCUCAUAUGGCUGCCAAUGAUAGAGCACUUAUUGCUGAAGGCAGCUGUGGUUCACCGCGUAGCAUCAAAGUUUUCCUUGGGGAGUGUAAUGUUGAUGAGUUGUAUGCUUAAGUUACGGAAGGACAGAGAUUGUUAUCGCCUAUUUCAGUCGUGUUGGGUUCAGAAUCGAAUUACACAAAAAUAAGUUGGUUUUUUUCCUGUUGUAUUGCGCGUUAUUGACGGUAAUGGAUUUUUCAUCGAAAUAAUUCGGAAAAAAACAGUCGUCGUCAUUUGAGAUGUAAACAAAUGAUGGGAUAAUUUACCGAAGAUGACAACAUCCUAACCUAGAAUGUUGGGUUUUUAUUGGUUUUUGAAGUUGUAGUAUUGCCAAGUGCCAACACCAACUUUCCUGCACCCAUUGUCUAGAAGUUCAAGCUGUGCUGUUGAUCAUUUUCAUGUGCCCCGCAACACAUGCUUUAAUUACACUACAACGGAAAGAAAAUUUGGAUGAACAAAAAAUGCUGGACCCUUUUGACAGAACAUACUGAAGAAGACCGAAUUAUGGAACAUUAUUCGAAGGGGACAGGCACUUCAAUACCUAGCUGUCACGUUCGUGUAUUUCUCUGCUUUGCCUUUCUUCAUUUGGUUUGACACUAUCAAUUAAGGUUGGUAACGAAGUCUGACCGCAUUUGGUGACAUGGAUAAUAAUUUUAUUUUCUUUUCUU